AUGGCGCUCGCAUCACUCCUCCGGCUAUGCACGCUGACAGCGCUACUCGCUCGUCUUACCGCCGGAGCGAUUACGGUCAAUAGCACACUACUGAUCCUCUCUCGCGACUCUAAUGCGACUUCUGGUGUUUCGGUCUUGGAGGGCUACGGCAUCCCCUACCAAGUCGUGGAUCUCUCGCUUCCAGGAGGAGGAUUCCCGCAGCUGAAUUCAACCCCGGAUGCUGGCAACUUCGGCGGCAUUGUUGCAGUCAGCGCGCGGGCAUAUCAGAACGGAGAUGACUGGGCGAAGGCUCUCACCGCGAAGCAAUGGCAGGAGCUGUACAGCUACCAGGAGGCAUUCGGCGUGAGGAUGGUGCGUUUGAAUGCUUGGCCAAGUGCAGAGUUCGGUGUGCAAAGUGCAGGUGGCCUAGUUACUGCUGACCAGCCUAUCUCGAUCUCGAACGCGAAGGAUUUCUCGACCGCUAAUAUCGUUUUGAAUGCUCAAAUGAGCACCCAGGGCCUGACGAAAUAUCCCGCCAAAAUCACCAACACUUCCGCCACAACGGAGAUUGCUCAAUUUGGCAGCGGCACAUCGAAGACAACAGCUGCAGUCAUCAACAAGUCCCCAACUGGACGCGAGCAGCAAGUAUGGUUCACCAACUUCGAUCCCAACCUGACAUCGUCGAUUCUCCUCUCCCACGCAUGGAUCCACUGGCUCACGCGCGGCCUCUAUCUCGGCUUCCGCCGUGUUUACUUCAAUACUCAGAUAGACGACAACUUCCUGUUCACCGAGCUUUACCAGACCGGAAAGUCGUUCCGCAUCCAAGCCGCCGAUUAUCAACAGCAUGUCACCUGGAUGAAGGAAGUCAACUCCAAGCUUCCUCCUGGUUCCUCGUAUGUUAUAGAGCUCGGACACAACGGGAAUGGGGAUAUCGAAGAGGCUGUGGAGCACGACUAUGACAAUGACCCCGCCCUUUGCGAUCCGCAGGAAGGCGUGGAGUAUGCUGACCAGAUCGAUGGUCCUCCAGACUACAUGAAGCCGAUCGGCACGGGGACAGAUCUGUGGAAUAAAAAGUUCAAGAAGUGGCAGUGGACGCUUGAUUGUAUGGAGCUGGAUCCGCUGCAUGUUUGGAUGGCGGACAAGACGAACAUGCAUUCGUAUUAUCACGUCUCCCAUACUUUCACGCACGAAGACGAGACGAACGCAACAUACGCAGACGUCGUCAAAGAGAUUCAAUGGAAUCAAGAAUGGUUCAAGCGCGUGGGCUUCACCGAUGCGGAGUCCUCGCCUUACUUCUCGCCCAGCGGUCUGAUUCCGCCUGGAAUCACUGGUCUGCAUAACGGCGACGCGAUCCGCGCCUGGCUCGAAAACAACAUCACGUACGCUGUGGGCGACAACUCGCGCCCCAUCCUCAUGAAUGUCCCAAGCCGCAAGUCCGACUACCACCCCAUCAUCACGAACGUAAAGGAGAACGGAUAUGCUGGCGCGUACAUCGUCGGCCGCUACGGCUCGUCUAUCUACUACAACUGCGAUUUGCCUGCUUGCGUCAACGCUGAAUGGAAGGCCAUUGCGGCCGGGACAGGCGACUUCAGCGCGCAGAUCGAGUAUGAGAAGAACACGAAUACGAAGUACCUCCUCGCUCUUCGGUGGGAUCCGUAUAUGUUCCAUCAGGCGAAUAUGAGGGUUAGCGACACCACUGCGUUCACGCUGAUGGGGAAGAACAAGAAAUGGAGCUUGUUGAUGGCGUGGACUGAGGCAGUGAUCUAUGAGUUUACGAGGCUGACUGAAUGGCCCGUCAUCACGCUGAAGCACGACGACAUCGCCCGAGCAGUCAUCGCCCGUAAGAACCGCGAUGAAUGCCUCCCGAACCUGACAUACCAGGUCUCGGACGAUAGGAAGUCGAUCACUGGAGUCACCGUCAACGCGAAGAACGCGAGGUGUGGAACGGCUAUUCCGGUCACCUUUCCCAGCAAUGUGCAGAGUGCUGCGAGCGCGACGAAGGAGCAGGUCGGCAAAGAUCCGGUGACGCUAUGGGUGACUCUUGGUGGAAGCGCGAAGACGUAUAGUUUGGGAAGCGCACUGAAGAUACGCUAA
Messenger RNA from Trematosphaeria pertusa, 2073 nucleotides. RefSeq lists its product as uncharacterized. Bases 1 to 2073 code for a protein of 690 amino acids. The record is from RefSeq and is a predicted model, not a curated record. Gene Ontology annotation, biological process: carbohydrate metabolic process. The transcript has 3 exons. NCBI's taxonomy places the organism in Eukaryota, Fungi, Ascomycota, Dothideomycetes, Pleosporales, Trematosphaeriaceae.